Melanotaenia boesemani (Boeseman's rainbowfish) is the source of this 1117-nucleotide messenger RNA. Its product is annotated as dr1-associated corepressor. The coding region runs from base 89 to 541 and encodes 150 amino acids. Gene Ontology annotation, molecular function: transcription coactivator activity; transcription corepressor activity; protein heterodimerization activity. Gene Ontology annotation, biological process: positive regulation of transcription by RNA polymerase II; negative regulation of transcription by RNA polymerase II; transcription by RNA polymerase II. Lineage: Eukaryota; Metazoa; Chordata; Actinopteri; Atheriniformes; Melanotaeniidae. The transcript has 7 exons. Gene Ontology annotation, cellular component: negative cofactor 2 complex; nucleus. The record is from RefSeq and is a predicted model, not a curated record.
UUGCUCAAGGUAAACAAAUGGACGCGACGGCGAUUAACGGUUCAAACAUGAAAAAUGUGACCAAGCCGUACGGAUUCAAGCGAGGAAAAUGCCUGGACAGAAGAGAAAAUAUAAUGUACGGUUUCCUCCCAGUCGCAUCAAAAAAAUAAUGCAGAAGGACACAGAGGUGGGGAGGAUUGCGAUGGCGGUUCCGGUGAUCAUAUCUCGGGCGUUGGAGAUGUUCCUAAAGUCUCUACUCACCAAAACCUGUCUGAUAACUCAGUCAAAGUUCAGUAGUGUCAUAUCAGUCGCUCACAUGAAGCAGUGCAUUGAGUCAGAAAAGCUGUUCCAUUUCCUCACAGACCUGGUAGAGGGAGCCACGUCGAUGACAACCCAGAAAGACAAUCGAGGCAUGAGUAUGUGGCCUUUAUACAGGAACAAAAGGUUUGAAAUUCCUGUCAAAAACCCGUCAGAUGCAGGAGACAUGGCACCACGAAGGAGCCUCGCCUCACUUGAAAAUGACUCGAGCUCUAGCGAGUCGGAGCUGUUCAUCUGCUUGUAGCUGGAUGCUGACGACCGGUGGAGACGGCUGUAAACUCGCAACAAAGCAUCGUUUUCACGAACGUUCCUGUUCAUGUUUCUUUAAGAUUCGCUGCCAACAAGGUCAGGAAAUAAAUAAUAAGACAACAUAAAUUAUAAAAGACGAGGAAGUUAUUUUUGUUGUCAGGCUCUUUAUAAUUUGUUUUUGAACCAUUAAAGUUUUCACUGUAGAAAAUGUAAAUAUUACAUAAAUGAACUUGUUCUUUUGACAUGGAAGCUUUUUGUUUAACUUUAUUAGUUUGAAAUGUUAUGCAGCUGAACGAUGCUUCAGAUGGUAAAAUUCUGUUUUCCAUUUACCGUCUUUCAUUUUUGUUAGGGGAAAAAAAGAUCAUGUGACUUCCAACAAUCUUUAAAACCAACUGAGUGCUUAUUUUACCUAAUAGCAGCCUUUAUGGCUUCUAUUUUUAAAGCACUUGUAAAUUAAUGUUUUAAAGAGCAAACCUUUGCAAAUGAAAUGAUAAACUGUAAAUAAAUUGAUUUGUUUCAACCUGAUUGUAAAAUGUUGUGCAGAAGUUCAAUAAAGAGCAAAAAGCAAAAG